This is a messenger RNA of Candoia aspera, 5771 nucleotides long. RefSeq names its product nucleoporin 188 (gene NUP188). Gene Ontology annotation, cellular component: nuclear pore inner ring. Gene Ontology annotation, biological process: RNA export from nucleus; protein import into nucleus. Gene Ontology annotation, molecular function: structural constituent of nuclear pore. The transcript is spliced from 44 exons. The record is from RefSeq and is a predicted model, not a curated record. The coding region runs from base 27 to 5234 and encodes 1735 amino acids. Lineage: Eukaryota; Metazoa; Chordata; Lepidosauria; Squamata; Candoiidae.
GGAGGUCACGUGGGAGGGGAGGCAAGAUGGCGGCCAGCGGGCUGUCCGCGAGGAGCAGCAGAGAACUGUGGACCAUUCUUUUGGGAAGAUCAGCUUUGAGGGAACCAGCACAGAUCGCGGAAGAGUUGAAUAAACACUGGCAGAGGCUGCUUGAAGGACUCUGUUACUACAAGCCACCUAGUUCAACUUCCGCAGAAAUAGUGAAAGCUGAUAAAAACGUGGCUGCUUCCUUGAAGGAACUGGGUCUCAGAGUCAGCAAGUUUUUGGGCUUGGAUGAAGAUCAAAGCGUGCAGCUCCUACAGUGUUACCUUCAAGAAGAUUAUAGAGGGACUAGAGACUCGUUAAAGACGGUGCUGCAAGAUGAGAGGCAGAGCCAAACUCUGCUGCUGAAGAUUGCUGAUUACUACUAUGAGGAAAGGUUUUGUAUUCUUCGGUGUGUUCUUCACAUCCUCACUUACUUCCAGGAUGAGCGGCACCCUUACAUGGUCCCGUAUUCGCAGUGUAUGGAAAAAUUGGAUAAGGAAUUGGUUCCUAAUUAUCGGAAACAGUUUGAAGAGCUGUAUAAAGCCGAAGCGCCUACAUGGGAGACACAUGGAAGUCUAAUGACAGAGCGGCAAGUCUCUCGCUGGUUCGCCCAGAGCCUCCAUGAACAAUCGAUGUUGCUGGAAAUAAUCUUCCUUUACUACGCCUAUUUUGAGAUGACCCCUGAGGAACUGCUGACUUUUGCCAAGAUGUUCAAAGAGCAGGGGUUUGGUUCCCGGCAGACCAACAGGCACCUGGUUGACGAAAGCAUGGAUCACCUGGUUGAUCGGAUUGGGUACUUCAGUGCACUAAUUCUAGUGGAAGGCAUGGAAAUUGAUUCUUUGCAUGAACGCUUGUUGGAUGACAGGAAAGAGGAACAUAAAUUUGCUGGCAAUGGGCAGGUCUGCCAGGAAAUGGACCGCCUGCUGCUGACUCUUGGGGGUGUUCCCCAUCACGCCCCUGUCCUCUUGGCCUGGGCCUUACUCCGCCACACGUUGGGCGCUGAUGGGUCAACCAGUGUGAUCAGGCGAAUGGGAAGCAGCGCAAUCCAAAUGAAUGUAUUUCAGUAUUUGACGAAGCUGCUCCAAUCCAUAAGUAGCGAAGGAAAUUGUAUUUCCAGCACCGCCUGCAUGUGCAUUUACGGCCUGCUGUCCUUUGUCCUGACUUCCCUGGAGCUGCACACGCUGGGCAAUCAGCAGGACAUCAUUGAUACAGCCUGUGAAGUUUUGGCAGCUUCAAGCAUUCCUCCACUGUUCUGGAAAACGGAACCCACAGCAGGUCUGGGCAUUAUUUUGGAUAGCGUAUGUGGCAUGUUUCCACACCUCCUCUCCCCUCUUCUGCAGUUACUCACCGCGCUUGUUUCAGACAAGUCUACAGCAAAAAAGGUUUACACCUUUUUGGACAAGAUGUCGUUCUACAUUGAGCUUUAUAAGCACAAACCAGCAGAUGUAAUCUCUCACGAAGACGGGACCCUGUGGAGGAGGCAGACACCCAAAUUGCUCUACCCCCUUGGGACGGGACAAACCAACCUCAGGAUCCCUCAGGGAACAAUUGGUCAGGUGAUGCUGGACGACCGGGCCUAUUUGGUACGAUGGGAAUAUUCCUAUAGCAGUUGGACGCUCUUCACGUGUGAGAUUGAGAUGCUGUUGCAUGUGGUGUCAACGGCUGAUGUCCUCCAGCAUUGCCAGAGGGUUAAGCCCAUCAUCGAUCUGGUUCACAAAGUCAUCAGCACUGAUGUGUCGAUCGCAGAUUGCCUUCUGCCAAUUACGUCCCGGAUCUACAUGCUGCUGCAAAGAUUGACUACUGUGGUUUCUCCCCCGGUUGAUAUUAUUGCCUCUUGUGUCAAAUGCUUAACGGUCCUGGCUGCCCGGAUGCCUGCCAAGGUCUGGACUGAUCUUCAUCAUACAGGCUUUUUACCGUUUGUGGCAAAUCCGGUUUCUAAUAUGAGUCACAUGAUCAGUGCAGAGGGAAUGAAUGCUGGAGGCUACGGAAACUUGCUGAUGGGCAUCGAGCAGCCUCAGGGCGAAUACGGCGUGACAGUCUCCUUCCUGAAUUUAGUCAUGACGCUAGUCCGGGGGCAGCUUGGUAGCACCCAGAGCCAGGGUCUGGUGCCAUGCAUCGUGUUCGUCCUGAAGGAGAUGCUGCCGAAUUAUCACAAGUGGCGUUAUAACUCCCAUGGAGUGAGAGAAAAAAUUGGAUAUCUUAUCCUACAGCUGAUCCAUGCCAUUUUGAAUCUGUGCCCUGAAACGGAUCCUCAUAGCAGCAAUGCCCCUAGCCUCCAGUCCCUUUGCAUCUUCAGCCUGGCCAAUACGGAAGCGGGCCAGGCGGUCAUCAGCAUCAUGGGCAUUGGGGUGGACACCAUUGAUAUGGUGAUGGCCAGCCAGUCCUGCAGCGAUGGUGAAUCUCAGGGCCAGCUGCUGAUCCAGACGGUGAAACUGGCAUUCUCCGUCACCAAUAACGUCAUCCGGUUAAAGCCACCAUCCAGCGUCGUGUCACCUCUGGAACACGCCCUGACACAGCAUGGAGCCCACCGGAACAAUCUGAUCGCUGUCUUGGCCAAGUACAUCUACCACAAGCAUGAUCCAGCCUUGCCACGCCUAGCCAUCCAGCUCCUGAAGCGACUGGCGACCGUGGCUCCGAUGUCUGUCUAUGCCUGUCUUGGCAGCGAUGCCUCGGCCAUCCGCGAUGCCUUUCUGACCCGGCUGCAAAGCAAAAUCGAGGACAUGCGCAUUAAAGUCAUGAUUCUCGACUUCCUCACCGUUGCGGUGGAAACCCAGCCAGGGCUCAUCGAAUUAUUCCUUAAUCUGGAAGUGAAAGAUGGGAGUGAUGGCUCAAAGGAGUUCAGUUUAGGGGAAUGCAGCUGCCUCCACGUGGUCCUGGAGCUGAUCGACUCCAAGCAGCAGGAGCGGUACUGGUGCCCUCCCCUUCUGCAGCGAGCCACCAUCGCUUUCCUCCACGCCCUGUGGCAGGACCGCCGAGACAGCGCCAUGUUGGUUCUCCGGACCAAGCCAAAGUUUUGGGCAAACUUAACCAACCCAUUGUUUGGAACACUUCCUCCACCCUCUGAAACGUCUGAGCUCAGCGUCUUGGACACCUGCGCCUUGAUAAUGAAAAUAAUUUGCCUGGAGAUUUACUCUGUGGUCAAGGGAUCUCUGGACCAGUCCCUGAAAGACACGCUCAGGAAGUUCUCGAUGGAAAAGCGCUUUGCCUACUGGUCGAGCUACGUGAAGUCCCUGGCCUUCCACGUGGCAGAGACAGAGGGCAGCGGCUGUGCCUCCAUGACCGAGUACCAGAUGCUGAUCUCGGCGUGGCGCAUGCUGCUGAUCAUUUCCACAAGCCACGCUGAUAUUGUGAACUUGACUGACUCGGAGAUUCAGCAGCUGUUUCGGGAUGUCCUGAGUGGUACCAAGGCUUUGCUGCUGGUUUCCAUUUCCGCGUGCUGCCUGCAACUGGGGUCCAUGCUGUGUACCCUUCUGUUAAUUCUGCUGCGACAAUGGAGGAGCAAGUUGGGCUCUGUGGAUGAAAUCAUAAAUUCCUUGACACAGAUCCUGGACGGAGUGCUUCAAGCAGACCAGCAGAUGAUGGAGAAGACCAAAGCCAAAAUCUUCUCUGCGCUCAUCACCGUCCUGCAGAUGAAAGAAAUGAAAGCGAGCGAGAUCCCCCAGUAUUCCCAGCUGGUGCGGAGCGUGUGCAAAACACUCCAGGAAGAAUUCACCGCCCUCUUUGACCACACGCGGCACUGCUUGACCUCGGGAGGUUCCAUUGAAGACAAAGACAGCAUGGACACCGACGAUGCCUCCCGGCCGAAACAGAAGGACCAGCGAGAUGGGGUGUGCGUGCUGGGGCUUCACCUGGCAAAGGAGCUCUGUGAGGUGGACGAGGACGGCGACUGCUGGCUGCACGUGACCCGGACAAUCCCAUUGCUGCCCACUCUCUGCACCACUUUGGAGAUCAGCCUGAGGCUGAAGCAGAAUUUGCACUUCACCGAAGCCUCGCUCCACCUGCUGCUGACGUUGGCCAAGACCCAGCAGGGAGCAGCAGCAGUGGCCACAGCAGGCAUCCUUCACAGUAUCUGUUUGCCCCUCCUGAGUGUCUACCAGCUGAGCAGUAACGGAGGGGGUCAGGUCCCCGUUUCGUCCCGGAGGUCUCUGGACGGCCCGUCGUGGCCCGGCAUCUACCGCCUCUCCAUAUCGCUGAUGGAGCGCCUGCUGAAGACCCUCCGGUACAACUUCCUCACUGACGCCUUGGACUUCGUGGGCGUCCAUCAGGAGCGGAUCCUCCAGUGCUUGAACGCAGUCCGGACGGUGCAGAGCCUGGCCUGCCUCGAAGAAGCUGAUCAUACUGUGGGGUUCCUCCUCCAGCUUUCGAACUUUAUGAAGGAAUGGCAUUUCCAUCUGCCCCAGCUCCUGAGAGAUGUGCAGGUCAAUUUGUGUUACUUGUGCCAGGCCUGCACCUCGCUUCUUCAUAGUCGCAAAAUGCUUCAGCACUACUUACAGACCAAGAAUGGCGAGUCCGUUCCCUCUGCAGUCCUGCCUCGCCUCCAGAGACCCCCGCAGGCGUCGGCCAAGCCAGCAAGCCCCGAGUCAGAGGCUGCGGAGCAGAGGGCUCUGCGCGCCGUGCAGUACGGCCUCCUGAAAAUCCUCAGCAAGUGUCUCGCUGCCUUGCGCCACUUCACCCCAGACAUCUGCCAGAUCCUUCUGGACCAGUCCCUGGACCUGGCGGAGUACAACGUCCUUUUCGUGCUGAGCUUUACGACUCCUGCCUUCGACUCUGAGGUGGCUCCCUCCUUUGGGACCCUCCUGGCCACCGUCAACGUGGCCCUGAACAUGUUGGGGGAGUUGGAUAAGAAGAAGGACCCGUUCGCUCUGGCUGCAGGGUUGUCUCCCCAGCAGGAAGAGAACAAGACGCUCAAGCCUCUCCUGAUGUUUACAAUGGAAAACUGCUUCUACUUGCUCCUCUCUCAAGCGGUCCGGUGUUUGAAGGACCCGGCAGUGCACCCCCGAGAUAAGCAGCGCAUGAAGCAGGAACUGAGCUCAGAGCUGAGCACCCUCCUGUCCAGCCUCUCGCGCUAUUUCCGCCGCGGCGGCCCUUCUUCCCCUGCCGGGGUCGUCCUCCCCACUCCGCAGGGGAAAUCUUCGUCCAAGCUUGGGCCCGAAGGGCAGGAGCCUCUCUUCCAGCUGGUUCAGACCUUUGUCAGACACGUGCAGAGAUAGAUCCCACCCACCCGGCUACAGAUUUCCACCCGAGUUCCCCUCUGCAAGAUUCUUAACCUCCAGCAUCAAGACGACGUUUCCUGCUCUCUGCCAGCAAAGGGCUCUCCCUCCCUCUCUCUACGGGAUACAGGAAGAUCGCCAAACCGUUCCUUGUUUUGUGUGUUACGAGUAAAUCUGGCUUGGCCUGAAUGAGCCUGUCCCUUAUUUUUAUAGCUUAUGUACAGCCUCGGAUGGAAAGAGAUGGAGGGAGCUUGAAUAUCCCCCCUCCCCCCCCCAAAAAAUUAUUGGGCAUUAACCUCAUACUACAAGGACAGUUUUGUGGCGGAGCUUUGCCAAAUAGGCGCCGAGACCCAUCUCACCUGCCUUCCGUGGCGCCAAAUGGACCCGUCCCCGCUGCUCCAAGGGCAGGUGAGUUUUUUUUUUAAAGGCAGCGUCCUCUUUCCAGACAAGAUUAAAAAGUCAGGAUUCCAUUGCUCGAGUCUCACUUUUUGUACUACCUGUUUCCUAUUUAUACCGAUUAAACAUGUUUCUAAGCAA